This is a messenger RNA of Pungitius pungitius (ninespine stickleback), 2466 nucleotides long. It is a transcript of the gene ap3m1, whose product is annotated as adaptor related protein complex 3 subunit mu 1. The record is from RefSeq and is a predicted model, not a curated record. The coding region runs from base 435 to 1691 and encodes 418 amino acids. Gene Ontology annotation, cellular component: clathrin adaptor complex; cytoplasmic vesicle. Lineage: Eukaryota; Metazoa; Chordata; Actinopteri; Perciformes; Gasterosteidae. The transcript has 10 exons. Gene Ontology annotation, biological process: intracellular protein transport; endocytosis.
AAUAUUAAAAACCUAGCUCAAAAUUAAACAUGAAACUUAUUGCGAUGUUUACAUCUGAAUCGGGCCUGAGUGGUGAACGUUCAAGGCGCAAAGUCUUCUCCGCCACGAAUAUUUUUGUCUUUCUGUGAAUUUGACCUGCACGGAAACCUGACAGUUUUCACACAGGGCAACAAAACCCCCCACACAUCAUACGGACCUCCGUGUAGCUGUCCACAAACCCCGCCUGAUUAAAACGUCCCAAACUUUGCUCUGCAAUUAUCCAUCGGAUUGAAACAACCGUUGAUCUGCAGGCGUCUCCCCGGCAACACCGACAAGUCAGCCAUACUGACACCAAGUAGCCCACCUUCGGUGAUAUCCUUGGCUCAGUCAACCGAAGUUACCAGAGCACUUACAACAUCAACAACAACAACAACAACCCCAUUGUUGCAGCUGAGAUGAUCCACAGUCUGUUCCUGAUUAAUCACUCGGGAGACAUCUUCCUGGAGAAACACUGGAAGAGUGUCAUCAGCCGGAGUGUGUGUGAUUACUUCUUCGAGGCCAAGGAGAAGGCGGUGGACCCUGAGGAUGUGGCCCCUGUCCUGCAGACCCCACACCACUACCUUAUCACCGUAUACAGGGGAAAGCUCUUCUUCCUCUCUGUCGUCCAGACAGAAGUAGCUCCACUGUUUGUCAUCGAGUUCCUGCACAGAGUGGCAGACAUAUUUCAGGACUACUUUGGAGAGUGCUCAGAAAGUGUGAUUAAGGACAAUGUGGUGACAGUGUACGAGCUUUUGGAGGAGAUGCUCGACAACGGCUUUCCACUGGCAACAGAGUCCAACGUCCUCAAAGAAAUGAUCAGGCCUCCCACCAUCCUGCGCUCAGUUGUCAACACUCUGACAGGGGCAAGUAAUGUUGGAGAUACAUUACCAACAGGUCAACUAUCCAAUAUCCCAUGGAGGCGUGCCGGAGUUAAAUACACCAAUAAUGAGGCAUAUUUUGACGUAAUAGAGGAAAUAGAUGCCAUUGUGGACAAAUCAGGUACGACAGUAUUUGCGGAGAUCCAGGGUGUGAUUGAAGCCUGUGUGAGGCUCACUGGGAUGCCUGACCUGACUCUGUCCUUUAUGAAUCCUCGUCUACUCGACGACGUGAGUUUCCACCCCUGUGUGCGGUUCAAGCGCUGGGAGUCGGAGCGCGCUCUCUCUUUCAUCCCGCCAGACGGAAACUUCACACUCAUGAACUAUCAAGUCAGCUCUCAAAAUCUCGUGGCCAUUCCAGUGUACGUGAAGCAGAGCAUCAGUUUCUUUGACUCAGGACCUUGUGGUCGCCUGGACAUCACGAUCGGACCCAAGCAGACCAUGGGGAAGACAGUGGAGGCUUUAAUGGUCACAAUCCACAUGCCUAAAGCUGUGCUCAGUGCCAACCUCACAGCCACACAGGGCAACUACACCUACGACCCCGCUACCAAGGUGUUGGUUUGGGACAUUGGGAAACUGAACCCCCAGAAGCUUCCUAACUUGAAGGGCAGUCUGAGUCUGCAGGCAGGAGCCCCAAAACCUGACGAUAACCCGUCACUCAACAUUGACCUGAAGAUUCAGCAGGUGGCCAUUUCAGGUCUUAAGGUCAGUCGUCUUGAAAUGUUUGGAGAGAAGUACAAGCCGUUCAAAGGUGUCAAGUAUUUGACUAAAGCGGGAAAAUUCCAAGUGCGGACCUGACUGCUAGAGGUCAAAAGUCAGCAACCCAAUGAGCCAAAUAGGAGGCAAGUUUACCAGCACUCCGAUAGGUCUUAUAAAUCCUCUGGCCCAUUGUUAUUAAUAAACAGUUAUUUAUUAUGUGGCCUGUAAAGGGAAGCAUUGAUAAUCAAUAUGUUGAUUAUUAAUGCUUCCCUGUUGAAGUGCUAAUAGCUUCUACCCAGUUUACAUGUUCUGCGUUGUAUGAAACAUUCCUCCUGUCUUUUUGGACUAUUUUAGUUUUGUGUUUUAACACCUUCUGAGUGUUGCCUAAGGGGAAUAUUUUGGUUUGAAAAGGGACACUCACUGCUCACUGCCUCCUCCUCCUCGCCACUUUUUCACACCUUGACAAUAUUAUUUGCAUGUUACUUGAGAGUAGGCAGCCACGCAAAACAUUUUUGCUGAGUAUCUGCAGUGUAUAUUUGAGUUUUUCUACAUAUUCACUCUUCAAUGUGGCCUUGAUUAGGGUGAUUUGUAUAACACACAACAACACAGAGGCCCAAGGGAAGAUAUAUGUUUCAAAAUGUAUCGAGGUAAAUACUUCAAAUUAUCUGCAGAGCUGAGAUUCCACGAGUCUUUGGGGAACUGUUUUAUACCUUCGUACAAUCUACAAAACCCCUGAUUAAUCUUGAUGCAACUUCUUUACCCCGCUUAAGAUUUGCACAAUCAAUUAUUCAUGUGAAAAAAUUAUAAUUGUAUAAAGUUGAAUCUGUAUUUCACUAAAUAAGAAGUCUUAUAAAAUUUUUGACACGAUUCUUUC